This is a messenger RNA of Myxozyma melibiosi, 628 nucleotides long. RefSeq names its product putative 60S ribosomal protein L26. The transcript has 3 exons. Gene Ontology annotation, cellular component: cytosolic large ribosomal subunit; ribosome. The coding region runs from base 107 to 487 and encodes 126 amino acids. Gene Ontology annotation, molecular function: structural constituent of ribosome; RNA binding. Gene Ontology annotation, biological process: ribosomal large subunit biogenesis; cytoplasmic translation. The record is from RefSeq and is a predicted model, not a curated record. NCBI's taxonomy places the organism in Eukaryota, Fungi, Ascomycota, Lipomycetes, Lipomycetales, Lipomycetaceae.
CCAACCUCUGCUGCGGGCGAGGUCGAGGUUUGGUGAGAGUUCGAAAGCCCAGAGAUCCUUAGUUUAGUGAAAUCUCAGCAACUCAGCCAAAUAAUACACAGACACAAUGAAGGUUUCCAAGGACGUUUCUUCCUCCCGCAGCAAGUCGCGCAAGGCGCACUUCGCCGCUCCCUCGUCGGUCAAGAGAACUAUAAUGUCGGCCCCGUUGUCGAAGGAGCUGAGAGAGAAGUACAAGGUCCGAUCGAUUCCCAUCCGUCAGGACGAUGAGAUCUCCGUCGUUCGGGGAUCAUACAAGGGCAAGGAGGGCAAGGUCACCUCGGUCUACCGUUUGAAGUACAUCAUCCAGGUCGAGAAGUUGACCAAGGACAAGGUCGACGGUUCGUCAGCCCCGGUCUCGGUCCACCCGUCCAAGGUUGUGAUCACCAAGUUGAAGCUCGACAAGGACCGCGAGGCUCUUCUUACCAGAAAGGCUAGCGGCAAGGCUUAGAGUCGCGGCAGUAUGACGAGGUGUUUACACAAAAAAAGAAAACGAAAAUGCAAUAGCCUGGGAUGUAAUAAAAUUUGUCAUUUAUAAUUCUCAUGUUUGUAUAUUUUAUUUGGGAAAAUGCUUUCAUUCAAUCAUUCUAGU